This is a messenger RNA of Colletotrichum paranaense, 1161 nucleotides long. RefSeq lists its product as uncharacterized. The record is from RefSeq and is a predicted model, not a curated record. Lineage: Eukaryota; Fungi; Ascomycota; Sordariomycetes; Glomerellales; Glomerellaceae. The coding region runs from base 1 to 1161 and encodes 386 amino acids. The transcript has 2 exons.
AUGGAUGGUCUUGAGCCAGUCGAUCUUUACGUGGUACGCCAAGCAUCAUUUACCUUUUGGCAUAUUUAUCAGGGAAAAGAAGUCGAGAAGUUCCGGCGUUCAGAGGCCACUUCCCGGGCAUGCAGGACAGGUAAUUUCGUGAAAGAUCCAGCCACCGUCUUGCGAGCCAGACAGCACGCUUUUUGCUCCCAUCAUGAAUAUUACCAAUACACUAAGCAGGAUGAAAUGUAUUGUUCUCGCUGUGAGUUGCCCUACAGGUACUUGGUAUUCUCUGCCGAAGAGCGCAAGAAGCGCCGAGAUGUUCGUCUGUGUAUCGCGCACGACGGGUUCAUACGGCUUUGUUCUCAUCUUACGGUGCCGUUCUCUUGGGUCUGGGAUAAGACACGUUCGAAGCAAGCCGAUUCAGAUGAAGCCCGUCAAAUCAGAUAUAACUACAAUGUAUUCCUUGCGGCCAAAGGUUGCCGCGAGUGUGAAGGCACAGACUUCCAAGACACCACCACCCUGCAUCACGAAGGAGCUGCUUCUCGGUGGAUCCCUCUGCCUCCGACAAUAGCACUCUACGCAUUACCAAGGAUCUUUGAUUGGCUACGCAGAGUGAUGAUCACGUGGGAGUUGCCGUUAUUUAGGAUAGUCAAAAACGAAGCCAUCACUGUGGACUUCAUUAUGCAGAAGCUGAAGGAAUUUCAAACCAAGUACGGCAAUGUCUUUUUCUCUCACUUGGGCCGACACGGAAUCACCUCUCAGCUACUCAGGGCUCUCGACCCCCGUCACUGCGGCUGUCUAGGCGGAAACAGCCGGAUUGGGCGUCUCGUUGCCUGCAACGAGGCCCGAUGGGGGACUCGAGACUGGAGAAGAGCGGGAGGUCGAGAGAGUAGUGCGGAGCUCCUGCCACAUAGCGAACACAAAGUUCGCUGCAGGAUAUGCCCGAGUUCGUACCUAUGGGGAAGAGUUGGUCGCCAGAUAUUUCUAUCCCGCUUUUCUUCAGAUUUCAUCAUGGUGACUGAUGAGAAGUCUUCGUCUGUUACUAGUCCGUUAGCCAAGUUGCUGGAUCCUGAGUCUUACAGGCCGGAUUCGGAUGACACAACCAAGUAUCUCUUCUGGUGCAAAGACGCAAACUGUAGAAACGGUAAAGACUGGGCUGAAUACACCAAAGUACUCUGA